AUGUGGCUGUGUAUACGGACGACUUUGGUUGUCCUUUCCGCUGCCGAUGUAAAUGUUUGCUCAAAAAGUGCGUUGCCGUAUCUCUUCAACUAUCGGACACAAUUCUACAAUUUAGAGAUCGAGAGGCUUCAAUAUCAGUUAAGCAAAGACUUCGUGGCUCUGAGCGGAAUAGGAUUUUUCUUCUUAACAAAGUCGCUGUUAUUACAGAUGGCUGGAGCGGUCGUCACAUACGAGUUGGUGCUAAUUCAAUUUGACGACCCUGAAAAUAAUUCUACGAACAGUACAAUGCAU
This is a messenger RNA of Iphiclides podalirius (scarce swallowtail), 291 nucleotides long. The record is from the annotation of a GenBank genome assembly. Lineage: Eukaryota; Metazoa; Arthropoda; Insecta; Lepidoptera; Papilionidae.